Molecule: messenger RNA, 4986 nt
Organism: Aspergillus steynii IBT 23096
Lineage: Eukaryota; Fungi; Ascomycota; Eurotiomycetes; Eurotiales; Aspergillaceae
Product: mitotic regulator LTE1
Exons: 3
Coding region: 1-4986 (1661 amino acids)
Biological process (GO): Ras protein signal transduction; positive regulation of GTPase activity
Cellular component (GO): plasma membrane
Molecular function (GO): guanyl-nucleotide exchange factor activity
Source: RefSeq, a predicted model, not a curated record
AUGGAAUCGUCCUCGACCGUCAGCGACUUUCCCAGGACGCCAACCCAGGUGCAACCUGGAUUUGAACGACACUCCAACGCGAAUGUCCCGAAUCCCACCGAGAUCCAGUAUGCGACGUCGCAUCUGCGUCGCGCGCACACGGUAGCACAAGGGAGGAACAUGGGUGACAAGACCAGCAUGGGUUUGAGAUCGGCGAAGGAACGAGUGGCCACUUCGUUCCUCCGGGUCAAGGACAGCCAUGAAUUACUACGGAAGCGCUCAUCGAAGCGCCUCGAUGCUUUUCCUCCCCCGCGUGAUACGCUUGCCGGAGCCCGGGAACCAAACCAUUUCACGGUGGGCAAUGUUGGGCAGAACGGCAAGAUAUUUCUCAGACCGAUUCGAAAUCCGUCGCGCCAGGAAUCUUGUCCUCCACCUUUUGUUCAGACCAACCAAUCCGGAGAGGAACACCUUCACCCAUACGCACACCGCAGCCAUGCUGAGAACGAUUCUUCGCGAUGGUCGAAUUCCCAACUGUCCGAGUUACGCCCAGAGCUUAUACCGGAAGAAAGUUGCGAGGACGGCGAAUCGGUCAACACGGAGUCGUCGCGCUCGGGAUACCCUCAGUCGCGGCCUCGGCCCCGUCAGAGAGCACACUCCUUCUCGACUAUUUCAGAACAGCGGUCCGCCUCGCGGAUUGGCCAACACGGGGAAUUUCGUCUAUUCAUUGAUCGGUCAGAUGACCGGCCCAAGUCUGCAGAUGGAUCGUUACGCCCGACUCUAGAGACCCCGAUCCCACGCUACCGGCUGGAUACGCCACGGCUGAAUGUUGGGGGCACCACGCCGCUGCAGAGCUCCGUAUACUCGCAAGCGUCCAUGUCGGACAAUUUCACGGCCUCGCGAUUCCUGAGAGACAACUGGGAUAGUUCUCCCAUGCUGGAUGUCUACUCCGAUCCAGCCCGGCCUUCUUUCGCCGCGUCGAUGUUCUCCGGCGCAGCUGCCAUCGAGCUGACUCAACGAUCCCCUACCACGGGGAACCCGGUAUUUUACGAUCUCAAAGAGCCCAUCGAGCCAACCAUCUUUGAAACCCUGGUAGCCCAGAUGGAUGAUGAAUCCGUUGUGCGCUAUGUGCCGGGCAGUAGGGACAUCAGUGCGGCCACGCCGGCGCGGAUCGUGGCGCAAAUCUCCUCCGAAUCUUUCAUGGACUACGAACUUGUAUCGGAUUUCUUCCUCACCUUUCGCUCAUACCUUUCCACCGGCAGUCUCCUUGCUCUCUUGCUGGCGCGACUGCAGUGGGCUAUCAAUCGCCUGCAAGACGACGGCCGGGUUAUCCGCAUCCGCACGUUUGCAGCUCUCCGACAUUGGAUCCUAAACUACUUUGUCGAUGAUUUUAUUCCUGACUACGACCUCCGUGCUAGUUUCUGCGACACCAUCAACACUCUGUACGAUAACGUCAAAGCCCGAGAUGGGGGUGGCAUGAGCGACCUGAAGAUUCUCAUCGACCUGAAGCGUUGCUGGUAUGGCAAGUGUUCCGCUUAUUGGGAAUUCUCCGAUCAACAUAUUGCCUAUCAAAGUCCGGACCACGUCAUCGAGCCUGGUGGUGAUAACCAGCCUGAUCACAAUAAUCCUGAUGGGAACCAGUUGAACAUGGUCAGGACCAAGAGCAGCCAGAUUGGCGAAGUUCAUGAGGGUGAACAACGCCGUCAUCUAGCCCACCAUGACCGCAGCAACUCCGCAACCACGGCCAGAAGUAUGCCGUUGUCAGCAGAAAGCGAUCCUAGCGUACAGCCAACUUCUUGUUCGCUGCGACCCAAAUCCCCCAAACGCCUUUCUAUGCCCUACGCCGGUACCAAGGCACCUCACCCGGUGCCUCUGAUGCCCGCGCAUCAACUGUGUCCUUCGCUAGAUGCGCCGGCCUCAUCCCCUAUCAUUUCCCGACGAUUCCCCUUCCACACUCAUGCUCACAAGCGUAGUGGAAGCUUCUCUGACUCGGUUCGGGACGACCGAGCGGUCCUCCCGUUCUUGAAAAUUGAUAGCCAGGGUACAUUUCCUACCCAGGCAGCAUUGCACCUCGGCGGUCUAAUUCGUGGCGAGCUAUUCCCCCCGGCGGAGUCGUAUAUGACUAUGAUGGCACCGCCGUCACCCCCGUUGCCAUCUCCCACCGGGAUGCCCGGGUUGAGUCAACGCAGCAAUUCCGACAUGACCCCUAAACCGCCGCCAUCGAGUUCAGGUGUCAAGACGAUCAUCGGGUCAAUACGUCGAGCGCUGAACGGCAGACAUGGAGGCCAUAGUGUCUCCUCGCGCCACCCUGGCGGGCAUUUUGGUCCAUCAUCGCGAGCGAAAACAUCACACCUUCCCAAUAAUGUUGCGUUUGGGUCGGAUGCCUACCGGGAUAGAAAGGCCACGGCGGCUGCUAAGAAGCCGGUCAGGAUCGACGUCCUGUGUGACAUGUCUUUCCGCCUAUAUCAUAAUGCCGCCUCCGACUCUGCUCAGCCCCGAGCAGGCGAAUCGUUCCAAAUCGCCGCUGCGCCGCAAGGGAAAAACAGUCAGCGGGGGUCCGAUCAGCUUGCGGCAUCUAAUCUCCACACCGCCGCGCUCAACCGAAUACGGACGAAAAGUCAGUUUACCGGAGGGAGUGAAUCGAUUGUUAUUGUGGAUGACACUGGUAUGGGCAAUCCUAUGAUGUCUGGUGCCAUCCCAGGCUCCUCUACGGGACUGGAACAUUCCCCUCGAUUCCUCGACGCCGAAAACUCUCCCAUAACGCCCAGAGCCUCCUCGUUUCGUUCCGUGAGUCAAAGGUCGACUGUGGCGGGAGAUGAGUAUUCGCUGCCUAUUUACUAUGAUGAUCGGGAAUCGAAAUCGGUGCGCCGAAGCUCGCAAUUCCUGCGCCCGCCCAGACUUUCCGCUAUACGGAGAUCGACCUCUGCUGAGCGUGGGUCAGGAUCCUGGAAAGGAACGUCGCCGUCGCUUCGUCUUCGAAAAUAUGCCUCUUUCCAGAGUGGGAUAUCGAAGCAUUUCGGUAUUCCGGGCAAGGGGAUGGAUGUUGACCAACAAUCUCAGGAACAGCUCGAGAGAAAUGCCGGUCCAAUGCUUCGCAGACGGCCGGGAGGCGAUUUGCGUCAGAUGCGCAACGACCUUGGGCUUCCAAAACGCACCAGCUCGGGAUCAUAUGUAUACGACACAGACAGCAGCUCUGUUGCGGAAAGCACAGCCACUCGCUUCAGGGAUAAUGCAUCCAGGCCUCAAACUAGCCUUGUGCCGCCUAAUCCGCGACUAUCGCUGAUCCAGACACAUUCGUCCCAGAACAUACGGGGCUCCUUCGAGGCGGCGAUUCGGCGCUUUGCUCAAAUUCCUGACGAUGACGAUGGCGGAAUCGAGUCAACGCUGCUGAAGCUCGAAGGCAAGUGGGACGCCCCUGAGACGCCCACCGCUCACUCUCACGGACAGCCUGCCCAUGCACCCGGCAGCGCCCGCGAGCGUGAGAUGUUCUACCAAAAUCAUCAGAGACAUCAAAGCGUCAUGGGGGAUAACCUAACCUAUUCGCAAGUUCGUAGUCGACUGGCGCCGCGCAGACCUUAUUCCGACUCUAUCGCCGAAUCGGAGGACUCGUUUAGCUCUAUCCCGCUUCUCGAGAGAGGACUCAGCGACGAGUCCAUGAAAAAGCCUGCGAUGAAUCGGACGACCUCUCACCCUGUAGUGCCGCCUCGGCUGCACAUGAUCGACGCCUCCAACCGCGACACUUCGGACGUUGAAUCAUCGCAUCCGUCCAUUGAUAUCGUCAAGGAGACGGACAGUAUCAAGUGCAUUCCACGAGGAUCCACGCUUCCAGUGUCUGUUCCCAGACCUUCUCGAACCCGCUCGACCCGGCGCUCAGGUCUAUCGUCUGAGAUCUCGGUCGAUCUCAUUGAAUCCCGGGAAGCGACUGAGCAGCAUCGCCUGUCUCUCGACACGCGAAGCCUGGGCAGGUCUUCGUUGGGAAUCCCACCCCAUCCACUGGCCCAUCCACCUUCGCCCCCCAUGACCAUACAACACCCUCGAUCUAUCGAAUCUUGCGCAACGCCCCUCAAUCCGGUUAUCUACCAGGCACAGCCCCUGACGCCGGACCCGUCGCCGAGGAACAGGACUGCCGAACAGGCUCACGCGCGCACCAUCGCAAUGCAGCAGGCUUCGGGCGACAUCCUUUCUAGGUCCGAGAAGGACCGCCAACGCCAAGAGCCCGAAAAAGCUUUCACAGGGCCUGAUCAUGUGCCCUUCGUGCUGUCUUGCGAAUCCCAGAUUCUUGCGCAGCAGCUGACGUUGCUGGAAAUGGCUGCCCUUAGCGAGGUGGACUGGCGAGAUCUGGUUGAUAUGAAAUGGAGCAGUGGGUCCCCUGCCACCGUCAGUUGGGUGCAAUUUCUCCUGGAAGACGAGCGUCGCGGCAUCGACCUAGUGGUGGGACGGUUCAAUCUCAUGGUGAAAUGGGUUCUGUCCGAGAUUAUCCUCACGCACGACGUCCACGAGCGGGCGCGCACCAUCGUCAAGUUCAUCCACACGGCUGCACAUGCCCGUCGGAUAUGCAACUAUGCGACCAUGCUCCAGAUUGCCAUCGCACUGUCGUCAACCGACUGCUCCCGACUCCACAGCACAUGGGCCUGCGUCCCACCCGGGGAUCGACGGCUCUUGAAGGACAUGGAACUGCUCAUCCAGCCGGUUCGCAAUUUCCACGACCUUCGCAUGGAGAUGGAAACGGCGAAUGCACAGGAGGGCUGCAUUCCUUUUGUUGGUCUGUACGUCCACGAUCUCACCUACAAUGCGCAGAAGCCCGCUCAGGUGGCAGUUCGCGACGGGGAGCCGCUAAUCAACUUCGAGCGGUAUCGCACGACGGCCAAGAUCGUCAAGAGUCUUCUGCGAUUGAUUGAUGCCAGUACGAAAUACACUUUCGAGCCGGUGCAGGGCAUCAUCGAGCGGUGCCUUUGGAUUGCCUCACUCUCGGAGGAAGAGAUCCAAAUCCGCAGCAAACAACUUGGCUAG